UGUCUGAGCAGAGCUCAACCGUCGAACGUGGACAGACACCGGCCGGGGAUCGCUGCACCUAUUUCGGUUACUGUUGUUCUUUUCUCCAAAAUAUUUUUGUCAAUUUUCUUUGAACAACCUCUUUGAGCAGGAAACGGUUGCUUGACUCAAUCGUUGCGGUCAGUUUCGAACACAGCGAACGCUAAUAGCAGCAACUCGAGUCCGCCAUAGUCGAGCUCAGAAAGAAAGAAAAAAAAUCAAAAUGGAAGACACAAAAUACCUCCCGGAGCUGCUGGCUGAGAAAGACAGCYUGGACUCGUCGUUCACACACGCCAUGAAGCUUAUUACUGCAGAGAUCGAGAGGAUCCAGAAAGGUGAAACCAAAAAGGAGUCCGACUCAGAAAAGGAGACUUACCUGGACCUGUUCGCCACAAAGAACCUGAAACUCAAAGAGCGCGUGCUCAUUCCAACCAAGCAGUACCCAAGGGUCAACUUUGUCGGGAAGCUUCUGGGCCCUCAGGGCAGCACGAUCAAGAGACUCCAGGAGGAGACCGGGGCUAAGAUCUCCGUUUUGGGCAAAGGGUCCAUGAGGGACAAAAAUAAGGAAGAAGAGCUGAGGAAGAGCGGUGAAGCGAAAUAUGUUCAUCUGUCCAUGGAGCUUCACGUUUUCAUUGAGAUCACUGCACCCAUACCAGAAGCUUACAUGCGCAUGGCUCACGCUAUGGAUGAGGUCAAGAAGUUCCUUAUCCCUGAACCAGGUGAGUAUGACCCUUACAUGGACCCUCAGUUCCUGAACGGAUCCCAGGAUGGCUCAGGCAGGGGGCGUGGUGCUCUAGGACGGGGCAGAGGUGGACCACCUGGUGCGGGAGGACCACGGGGACGGGGAAUGCCACGUGGGAACAUGAGAGGAGCGGUGCGAGGGGGAGCGCCACGUGGAGGACCAGGCCGAGGCACCGCACCCAGAGGGGCACCGAGUGGUAGGGGCGGUCCACCCUCUGCUCCUGCCCGAGGAGGAUCUGCUGCUCGCUCUAGACCACCUGCGGCCGGGGCUCCGAGGAUGCUCCCCACUGCGGGCAUGUCCCACCAGCAGGUUGCUUCAGGGUCGCAGCCCAAACCUGACGCUUAUGACGAAUAUGGUUCAUAUGAAGAGUCUUAUGCGGAGCCUGCCUAUGAAGGAUACGAUAACUACUACAGUCAGCAGCCUGCUCCUGCGGAUACAGAAUAUUAUGAUUAUGGACACGGUGAAGCCCAAGAUCCAUCUUAUGAAUCUUACG
Molecule: messenger RNA, 1253 nt
Organism: Austrofundulus limnaeus
Lineage: Eukaryota; Metazoa; Chordata; Actinopteri; Cyprinodontiformes; Rivulidae
Gene: khdrbs1a
Product: KH domain containing, RNA binding, signal transduction associated 1a
Biological process (GO): regulation of alternative mRNA splicing, via spliceosome
Cellular component (GO): nucleus
Molecular function (GO): poly(A) binding; mRNA binding
Source: RefSeq, a predicted model, not a curated record